AUGGCAGAUAGCUUUAAUUCAAGAUAAAGUGGAUAAUUUUAUAAUUUUGUGGGUACAGUAGGUACGGCAUAUUUCGAAGCUGGAUCUUGUUAGGAAAAAUGGUUAAAAAUAAUAUCUCUAUUUUAGAUUGAGUUUUGGUAAAAAUUUGUUGGGUUAUGGCGAUCAAUAAUAAGGUGGGAGUUUCUUGAAUAAUAUGAAAAAUUGUCUAGAUCAAUUUUAUGAAAUGAAAAUUGAGGAUGCAGAUAAUCAGUUGAUUUAAGAAAAGUCAUCAAAUUAAUCAAGAUAGAAAUAAUCAAUACAAUCAGAAAGAAAUAGCCGAUCACAAUAUUCAGGAGAUUAAGAAUAUCGAUUAGUUUGGCUUUAAAAAUUUAUAAGUAGAAUCAGCUGACUAAAUCAACAGCAUAUUUAAACCUGAAGUAAAUUGCAAAUUCCUCAAAAUUAAUGCAAAAGCAUAUACAGAGAAAAGAUAGAAUCGUUAUUAGAAAAAAGAACUUCAAACAACAAUUCAGUGUCACUAUCGAUAACACCUAGAUCAUAAAAAAGUUAAUAAAAAUUAGAGAGAAAGAGAUUGUAGAAUUUACAAAAUGAAACAUCAAAUGAGAUUACUGACCCUACUCAAGCUAAACUGGCAAAGAACAGAGAAUCAGCCAAGAAUUCGAGAGAAAGAAAGAAAAUAUAUCAAUAAUUGCUUGAAUAAUAGGUUUCUGAACUAUAAGAAGAAAAUAAAAAACUGA
Messenger RNA from Paramecium pentaurelia, 734 nucleotides. The record is from the annotation of a GenBank genome assembly. Lineage: Eukaryota; Ciliophora; Oligohymenophorea; Peniculida; Parameciidae.